This is a messenger RNA of Penicillium crustosum, 1572 nucleotides long. RefSeq names its product MFS transporter. Lineage: Eukaryota; Fungi; Ascomycota; Eurotiomycetes; Eurotiales; Aspergillaceae. The transcript has 2 exons. Gene Ontology annotation, cellular component: membrane. The coding region runs from base 1 to 1572 and encodes 523 amino acids. The record is from RefSeq and is a predicted model, not a curated record. Gene Ontology annotation, biological process: transmembrane transport. Gene Ontology annotation, molecular function: transmembrane transporter activity.
AUGUCCGAUGAACCAGUGGAAUUUCACGAGAAAUUUUUACAUGAGCCUAAUGGCAAUGACCCUAAUGCCGUGGAUUCAAACUCCUACCCGGAAGAUAUUGCUCGUGCGAUCACCAACCAGUCAGUCGAAAUACCAAUGAACUCGCUGCAUGAGUAUAUAUUCAUUGGCGUGGUGUGUGCUGCUCAAUUCAUGACCCAAGCAGGCCUUGCCCUUGCUAUAGUACCUCUUCACAUCAUUGGCGAUGGCUUCCACGUCACCAAUCCCGGGCAAUUAAGCUGGUAUGCUGCCGCAUACAGCCUAACGGUCGGUACCUUCAUUCUCAUUGCAGGAAGGCUAGGGGAUCUCUAUGGACAUAGACUCAUGUUCAUUGGUGGCUUUGCUUGGUUUGGCCUCUGGUCCAUUCUUGGAGGGUUUUCCGUAUGGUCAAACCAAAUAUUCUUCGACAUUUGCCGUGCAUUGCAAGGCAUUGGGCCAGCCUUCUUGCUACCGAAUGCGCUGGCUAUACUGGGACGCACAUACCCCCCUGGACCUCGAAAGGAUAUGGUCUUUAGUAUCUUUGGCGCGACUGCACCCGGGGGAUUUAAUGUUGGGGGUGCGUUCUCGGCUCUCUUAGCCGAGCGUGCUUGGUGGCCAUGGGGAUAUUGGAUCAUGGGAAUCGUUUGCAUUGCCUUUGCAGUAUUUGGCAUGCUGGUUAUACCCAAAUCACCAUCUCCCAAAUCAUCAGAUCAAACGCCAUGGUGGGUCAAAUGUGAUCUACUUGGGGGUUCACUCGGUAUCGCGGCGCUUAUUCUCAUUAAUUUCGCAUGGAAUCAAGGACCAAGUGUCGGCUGGGCGACCGUCUAUGUCUACGUUCUUUUGAUCGUUGGAUUCUUGUGUCUAGCACUAUUCUUAUGGAUCGAGUUGCAUGCAGCCUGUCCCUUACUACCCCGGGAGAUUUUCUCUGAGGAUGUUGCAUGGGUACUAGGCUGUAUAGCUGCCGGCUGGUCCAGCUUUGGAGUUGUGGUCUUUUAUUUCUUCCAAUUCAUGGAAGUCAUCAAAGGAGAGGCACCCCUGUUGGUGCUUGCGAAAUUUGCACCCUCGGCCGUGUCUGGUGCAAUCGCUGCAAUUGCAACCGGGUUUAUUUUAGCUCGGGUGCGCCCCAGUGUGAUCAUGUUGAUCGCUAUGCUUGCAUUUACGGGUGGUCAAAUCCUCUUAGCCACACUGCCUGUUCAUCAAACAUACUGGGCCCAGGCAUUUGUCAUUUCUAUAUUGACCCCGUGGGGCAUGGACAUGUCUUUUCCAUCUGGGACGAUUAUCCUCAGCAAUAACAUGCCACGGGAGCAUCAAGGUCUUGCUGCCUCACUCGUCAAUACCAUUGUGAACUAUUCCAUCUCGAUUGGACUUGGGCUUGCUGGAACUGUUGAAAGUCAGGUUAACCGUGGCGGCACCGAUACAUUGAGAGGUUAUCGGGGUGCAAGCUACAUGGGUAUUGGCCUCGCUGGUCUAGGGGUUGGUGUUGCGACCAUGUUCGUCAUUCGAAGCUUAACUCGGCGUGACAAGAUGGACUCUACUACCACAGAAGAUGGUUUAUGA